UUUUAUCUCACUGAAGUGUUAAUCCUUCUAAAUAUAACCUCUUUAGCCUUUGCACCUCUUGUGAAAACUCAAAGCCCCACGAAGCCGCUCUGUUUCGCCCCGGAUAAUAAUGGACCGGUACCAGAAGGUGGAGAAACCAAAAGCUGAAACACCCAUAAACGAGAAUGAACUCAGGAUUACAGCUCAAGGGAGAAUGAGGAAUUAUAUUUCUUACGCCAUCACUCUGCUUCAGGAGAAAGGUGCCAAUGAGAUUAUACUUAAAGCCACUGGCAGGGCUAUCAACAAGACUGUCAUGAUUGCUGAAUUAAUUAAGAGGAGGAUUGCUGGUCUUCAUCAGAACACAUCGAUCGGAUCGAUAGAUAUAACAGACACAUGGGAACCACUGGAAGAAGGCCUUCUUCCCAUAGAAGCCACUCGCCAUGUUUCAAUAGUCACUAUUACUUUGUCUAAAAAAGAGCUGGAUUCAUCUUCAAUAGGAUAUCAGCCUCCUAUCCCAGCUGAUCAAGUGAAGCCAUCAACUGAGUUCGAGGACAACGAAAGAGGCGAUGUCAAUGGUGGCAUGGUGGAGAACAUGAAUGGAGGAUAUGAUAGGGGGCAAGGUUAUGGGGGCAGAGGUCGAGGUCGUGGUAGGGGGCGUAGUUUCCGAGGGCAUGGGAGAGAGUAUGGUGGUGGAAAUAUGCAUCAGGACCACUGCCUGCCGAGGGUCGCGGUCGUGGACGAGGGAGGGGAAGGGGACGUGGGUGCGGUCGAGCUCAGGGUUUAGUUUCCGAUGGCCAUUUCCAGAAAGGUGCUUGAGUAACAAGCACCAUCCUAGAUCCUUCUGCAGAACUAUGGCUUUCGAUUGAAACAAAACCAGUGGAUGGCUGCUCUAUACAUCGCCAGUCUUUGUUU
Molecule: messenger RNA, 891 nt
Organism: Hibiscus syriacus
Lineage: Eukaryota; Viridiplantae; Streptophyta; Magnoliopsida; Malvales; Malvaceae
Product: ribonuclease P protein subunit p25-like protein
Exons: 8
Coding region: 110-763 (217 amino acids)
Molecular function (GO): RNA binding
Source: RefSeq, a predicted model, not a curated record